AUGUAUAAUAAGACUUUACGAGUCAAUGCAGUCAGAGUCGGGUUAAAAGAAGUGAAGAAUCUAUUAGUAGACGAGGCCCCCUUAUCACAAUGGCAAAUAACAAACGGCGGUUCAAAUCUAGUUAGAGAAUGUACAUUCAAGACAUUUGAACAGACAUGGGCAUUUCUUACACAGGUAUCGAUGAGAGCACAUCUCUGGGGCCACCAUCCAACAGUCAUUACCACGUAUAACAGAGUCAGGAUAGAAUUAACCACUCACGAUAUCCCAAAUGAUUCAACGACUCCUAGUAGCUCCGGCGUCUUAAGCGAUAUCGAUAUCAAAUUAGCAAAACAAGUGGAGAAGUAUCUGGAACUUUAUAGUCCUAAGAAAUGA
Molecule: messenger RNA, 372 nt
Organism: Maudiozyma barnettii
Lineage: Eukaryota; Fungi; Ascomycota; Saccharomycetes; Saccharomycetales; Saccharomycetaceae
Gene: MCO14
Product: 4a-hydroxytetrahydrobiopterin dehydratase
Exons: 1
Coding region: 1-372 (123 amino acids)
Biological process (GO): tetrahydrobiopterin biosynthetic process
Molecular function (GO): 4-alpha-hydroxytetrahydrobiopterin dehydratase activity
Source: RefSeq, a predicted model, not a curated record